Messenger RNA from Marmota flaviventris (yellow-bellied marmot), 1938 nucleotides. It is a transcript of the gene Prkrip1, whose product is annotated as PRKR interacting protein 1. NCBI's taxonomy places the organism in Eukaryota, Metazoa, Chordata, Mammalia, Rodentia, Sciuridae. Gene Ontology annotation, cellular component: nucleolus. Gene Ontology annotation, biological process: negative regulation of protein kinase activity. Gene Ontology annotation, molecular function: protein kinase inhibitor activity; protein kinase binding; double-stranded RNA binding. The record is from RefSeq and is a predicted model, not a curated record.
GUCGUCAUAAGGGCGCGCCGCGGUCUUCGCUCGCCCAGGAAGUGGGAGAGUUGCUAUGGCGAGUCCGGCCGCCUCGUCUGUGCGACCGCCGAGGCCCAAGAAAGAACCGCAGACGCUCGUCAUCCCCAAGAAUGCGGCGGAGGAGCAGAAGCUUAAGCUGGAGCGACUCAUGAAGAACCCGGACAAAGCAGUUCCAAUCCCGGAAAAAAUGAGUGAAUGGGCACCUCGACCUCCCCCAGAAUUUGUCCGAGAUGUAAUGGGUUCAAGUGCUGGGGCUGGCAGUGGAGAGUUCCACGUGUACAGGCAUCUGCGCCGCAGAGAGUACCAGCGACAGGACUACAUGGAUGCCAUGGCUGAGAAGCAAAAAUUGGAUGCAGAGUUUCAGAAGAGAUUGGAAAAGAAUAAAAUUGCUGCAGAGGAGCAGACUGCAAAGCGUCGGAAAAAGCGCCAGAAGUUAAAAGAGAAGAAACUGUUGGCAAAGAAGAUGAAACUUGAGCAAAAGAAACAAAAAGAAGGACCCAGUCAGUCCCAGGAGCAGCAGUCCAGUAGCUCUGAGGAGGCAUCUGGAACAGAGGAGGAGGAAGACGAACCCAGCUUCAUCAUGAGGCGAUGAGGUGCUUGCACAGCAGCCAUUGGGCGCCUGGUCAUUCUGUGACAGGGGCCCCAAAUCUUCAUUGUGACCAGAAGGAAAGAGAGCCUGUUUGGCUCAGCUGCCCAGGACUCGCUGCGUAGGGAGCACGUGGGAGCUGCUUGCAGUCCUGUUGGCAGGACUCCGCCUGGGGGACAAGGGAUCAUGUCCUGGAGGGCACUGCCUCGAUCCUCCUUCCAUGCUCCUGCUUUAGGGAAAGGCCUCAUCGCUGACCGCUGGCUGCUGUUCUCUGGGAUUUAAAUGGCAGUGAGCUUGGGGCUGGUUUCUGUUAAGGGAAUAUUUAUUUAGUAAAAAACAAACAAACAAACAAAAACAGAAAACCUCUAGGCGCUGUUCACAUACAUGGAACGUUGAUCACAGAGCCGUGGAAAGGCUGUGAGGUGACACAGAGGCGGGGCCUGGAGGGCCAGUAGUCCUGUUUGCUGGUCAGCUCCCUACCCCUGCCCGGCCUGCAGCCCUGCUCUGGUGCCUGUGCUGUCGCUGGUCCCUGACCCUGUUCCUCCGCUGAGGAUGCAGAACAAGCUGCACAAGAGCCACAGAUCAGCAGCUCCCAGAACAAGGGAGGUGUGGGAGGGACUUCACCAGGGGCUGGGCCACAGGAACAGGCCCUGCUGGCGGAGGGCUCUUGGGAACAGUGGAAACCAGAGGAUAAGCAGCGGGAGAAUCCAGGCUGGGUAUGGGGUCUGAGCCAAGCUGCGCUAGGGGCCAAAGCUGCAUUUCCAUCCUGAUGUCACCAGGAAUCUAAACAGAAGGGGGACUGAAGUAUCCGGACAGCUGGUUGGAACUUUCCUCCAGGUCACAGGAGCCAGAGACAGAGGAGGCCAGCCCUCCCGCUGUGUCCUCAGGUGGAUACAGUCCAAGCCCUGUGUGCACACCGGCCCAGGGACAAGCAGUGCAGGAUGCUGUGCUGGAGCAGGGAGCUUGGGAGGUGAUCAAGGACAGCUCUGAUCUCAGUGUCUUCCGGAGAUAACCCCACCUUUGACCACCUUUGGUGGGUGUCUUGAGGCCAGUUAGGGCAACAGAGACAGUUUGUGUUGAGAGUCUGUGCUCUGUUUUUGGAUCAUUUCCAGCUCCUGCGCAUGUGUGUGCCUUUUAUGGAUUUGGGUAUCAGUAAGGAAAAAGUGGUUUGAGUAAAGGGAAACAGAAGGUUUUACUUCUUUCACACAGAGUUCCCUGACCCCAUUGAGAGCCAUGGGACAUCACUAAUAACUUCUGUCCCAGGAGUUUCUCUUUCCCAAGAAGCGGAAAUGAAGAGUCAGUCCUAAUAAAUGAACACAUACCCUGGCUAU